GUGGUAUAUACUGCGUGUUCGAAGUUCCCAUGGAUACGGUUACCUAGUAACAAGGGUUGUUUACAUACUAGGCCAUUUUGCACGCUGUAGAGAGGGAAAGAUGGAGCCGCUGCCGGCUUCCUUCUACGGUGACAUAGACCGCAGGAACCCGGUGAUCGCCACAUUUGAGAAUGAGAUUAAACAGUUUAUCGGUUUUAUGAGGAAGCUGCAGCGAGCGCCCCCUGGAGACGGCCAUCGGCAGGAGCACCGGCGGGGAUCCGGCACUUUGUUUCAUAUUUGGGUCAAAUAUAAACCUCGACUGCCAGCCUGGUAUUACCAAGAAAAGCUUCUUAAGGUUGGAGAUAGCCUUGUUCAGAUCAAUGAGCAUAAGUUGGCACUUUUCCAGUGCUAUGAGCGGUAUCUGGAACAGUUUUGCUCAGUUGACAUCGAUGACAUUAUAGAUGUGGACCAAUUUAAAUCUAUAUUUUUUCCAAGUGGAACAAAUGAUAAAAAAGCUGCUCUGACGUUCCAUGCACUGCAAGGAAGAUGUAUUUGUAUUUAUCAAUUGGUGAAGACAAGUGAUGCUAAUCUUCAGAAUGAAGACUCCGUAAAGAAGUGUCUGAGAAUACUAGCUUUCCUCCAGCUUAUCAUGCAGGUCGUCCUACCACAGGAACAUCUCUGCUGGUUGAUUUUCAAUGGAACACUUUAUAUAUACACCAUAUGCAGACAUUUAAUGGUUUUGGGGCAUUCAUCACAGGCCCUGGAGUUCCUGUUAUGGGCGAGCAUAUGCAUGGAGUCGUGUGUUCCGCUACUGUCUGUCCAGUACUUGACAUGGAGGGCAGCACUGUACACGGCUGUGUGUCAGUGUUAUUUUGACUGUCGGGAAGGUGUCCAUGGAGAGGUGUUUGCUCGCCGUGCUCUUGGUAAGAUCAAUGAGCUUAGUCAGCUUGAAAAUAUGAGUGAUUCCUCAUACAACGAAGCGACAAAAAAAGCUUUUAAAGAGUCCACUCUUAAGAUGGCAGUAAUGAUUUUCAAAAGAGCAGUGUUCGAAUCUAGAAGAAAACCAAAGGGCAUACUUCGCCCAAAACUAAAAAGUAACCUGAAAGAAGCAGAAAAGUUACCAUGGCCUCGUACAAACACUGAACGGCUUCUGAUAGAGAUGUUUGGAAACAAUGCCUCCCAGUUCCUUGCUAUUCUAGAAGCUCUGGCAGACAGUAAUAGACGACUGUUUCAGGCUGGACCUCCGCUACCUGAUGAACCCGAAAUACAUGAUGUGAUUGCAGAGCUUUUUUUUGCAGGAAUUGACAUUCUUUCAGGUGGAGGACAUAAAGCUGAGCGUGGUACUGUGGGUAACCCCCAGGGUGAGCUGGAUAAAUUGUUGAAAAUGUCCUCUCUUCUGGAGCUAGCAGUGGAGGAAAACAAUGCCGUAUCUGCAGAAGCUGCUGUGAAGUUUUCUAAGUUGGCGUUUAGCUAUGAGAAUUGGGAUGUGUUUGAUGCUCUUAUAGCUCCAUUAUAUACCUUUCUAAAGGCUCAGGAAAGCACAAAAUGGAAGAAAGAAGAAAUGGAUCUUAGGAUACUACUUGCUGCUGAACCUUUAUUGUCAGGGAAAAAGCAUAAUCAUGGUAUUGAAGCUUGGCAAGACUGUAACAACAUAGCACAGAUUCCUGAUUUUCUGGGAAUCGUUGGGCUUCAAGGUGACUCUGUAGAUAGCAAGUCUCCAGAUGAUAGCAGAGCAUUGGCAGAGAUGCUGUUUUCCUGCGUGUAUAACUCGUUACAGGAGGUUCAGCCUGAUAGAGAUAUGGUCAUUGAUGUCGUCUUAUUUCUAUGGCAAAAAUGCAAAACUGGAAUGCAGCGAAUCCAUACUUUUGCAGUGGAUGGGUCAAAAUUCGUACAAAAAUGUGAAAUGAGUAGUAAGUGGAUUUACAUUCUUUGCCUCAUCUAUGAAGUGAUGCAACAAUCAAAUAUCAUAGAUACAGAUGCUGCAAUACUGGGAGAAGCUGCAUUGAAAUUAGCAGGGAUUGCGGAAAGUAUGGCUGAUGCUGUCAUUAAGUCUGGAAACAAAUCAGAUAGGUCACAUGAAAAUGUAAAUCUGACCCUGACAAAUGCAAGAACUAAACCUACUUAUUUAAAGAAAAGCCCAGUUAGGCAGCUGAUUUUUGCAUAUGAAACUUUAGACAAGGCAAUUAAAGGAUUGUCUGUUUCACGGUCACAAGGCGCUAUACCACAAUACAUGUCAGUAGUUGACCAUUAUAUCACAAUGUUUGGUGUAAAAAGACAACAUGGAAAAAACACAGCUGAAGAGCAAAGCUGCUCUUCCAAGUCACUUGUAAAUAAUGUGACGAUGAUGGAUUUGCAGCUUGAGCUAAUUGUGGCUCAGCAUCGAGUGUCAGUCAAACUUCUCAAUCAAAUGCAUGUUGAUGGCGAACAUCUCAGAUUAUCAAAGAAUUCCACUCAAAACCAAGAAAGGGUCGAGUCUUUAUGCUUCCAUACAGAAACAGAAAUACUUGAUAAAAUCAACAAGAAUAAAUUGUCCAAAGCCAUCUUCCUGAUGCAGAAGGCUGUACUUUUUAUUAAGGAACUAAACUGUUCUCCCAAUAAGCUCUUAGAGGAUUCACAGAAACUGAUUCAGCAAGCUGAAGUUGAGGAAAAUGCGGUCUACUUAUCUUGUAUCAAACAACCAGAGACACAAGCUGGCAAAGUGACUGUGCCUCCUCCACCCAUUUUACUUUGCAGAACAGAAAAUUUGAUGGUGUUUAAACCAGCUCCAUUUAAAUCCAAUAUUACGGUGGCUUGGUACUGUAUAUUUGGACAAAGUGUAACAGGCCCCAACUUAAAAGCAAGGUUAAAUGAUCAUCAUCUUCCAGGAACUGGAGAAGAGGUUCCAGCAAAUAGUAACAACUUAUUUGUAGUUAAGGGGCUAAAGAAAAAUGAGAAAUACAUAUUUGCUGUUGCAGCAUAUUCAGCAGAUGGACGUCUCAUUGGAGAUAUGAUCGGAGAAUCAACCAAACCAAUUCUUGCCUUUCCACCUUUAUCAGUGCCUGCAACUUGGGCUUAUCUAGCACAGAGUGCUUAUCUAGUUGGCCACUAUAAUGUGGCUAAGAAAGCGUGUUCUGCUCUGUGGAAUUACUUUGUGUUACCAGCAAUUUCUCCACCCGCUACCGCUGACAAAUCAGGGAGCAAAGAGGGUAUAUCCCAAAUGAGUCUGUGCCCUGAUGCUAUAUCAAACUCCUCUCCUAUACUGCUGCAACUUUUCCUGGGAAGUAUUUUUACACUUAAUGAUAUAAACAUAAAGGAGAAAGCUCUUUAUUGUGACGCUGUGUGCGAUGGAGGGAUUCUGCGGAAGGGGCAAAUUUGUCGAAUAGCUGAAUGUGAACGAUUGUUGGUGGCUCUUGAUGUUAGUACUUUGCUGAGUGAUGCCAACUAUGCCCUUCAAGCUGUUGUUCAAUGCUAUGGUCUGAUUGCUCCAGUAAUCUAUCACCGGAUCCCUUCUGUUCAAGUAGUGCAGAUCCUAAUUAAAUGCUUGGCAGUUUUACAAGAAAUCCCCAGCAGCACCUGGCAGAAAAAACAGGCUGGUGUAACAGAGGGUGUUCUGCACAUGACAGCGUGCAUCGUCUAUUAUAUAGCCAAGGUUCUCCGCUCAUGGGAAGAAUAUGAAGGUGCAAUAUCUAUAAUAGAAACUGGAAAAAAGUUACUUGAUUUGACAGAGAAUACAUCUUGGCAUGAUGACACAGUAAAAGCAUUCAAUGCCAACAAUAAAGAUAAGGUGUAUGUUUCCAAAAAGUAUCAAAAUAAGAAAACCUCCGUUGAUGAAAAAGUUAAUGAACAUCUUACCGUGCUGGAAUAUAAUCUACUAAAAUUGACAAAACCAUUACCUGGGGCAGAGCUCACUGGACAAGAGGACCCCAUACUCUUACACGCUGUUGUUUCUUGUUGGUCUCUAAAUGCAGCGUUUAAAGAAAUUAUGAAAUUCAAGAAAAAUUCUCGUUUUCUGGAAUUCUCCGUCCAGUUAUUGCAAAGGGCAUUAUAUGAGGAGAAGUUCCAGAAGGUACUCGAGUGGAGUGCCAUGGUGUUUGACUAUUUAAAAAGGCAGAAUGGAAAUGUGUUGGGAAACCAGCAGCAUGAAGACAAAGGUGAUGUUCCAGGAUUGAAUGAUUCUUUCAAGAGAUACACAGCAGCCCUUGUUGAAUAUCAGAAGGAUGUGAAACCAUCAAUGCCCUAUGAAGCCAAAAAAAAGAAUGUGACAAAAAAUAAAAUUGAAAUUCAAAAACCACAGCAUAAAAAGAAGAAUCAGAACCUGGAACUUCAUAGACUUACAAGAGAAGAGCUUGAGAAGAAAGCUUUUACAACCUUACUUAGGCUGCUAACACCUAUUGUUGGUAGAUAUAUAAAACGCAAGAGACGGAUUCAAGUAAGCAUUGAAGAGAUGCCAUGGAGAGCUCAGAUGAAUAUACUCUUGGCACUAACUCACUUCAGCUUGUUUAAGAAAAAGCUUAGUCAGCUGUGCAGUGAAGAAGCUGUAUGCGUGCAGAGCAUGAACAGCUACAGAGUCCUGGAUCCCGAAUUAUUCACUUUGCAUCAUGCUGGCACUGUAGUCAUGGCAACAAAUACAAAUGCGGCAAAAGAACAAAUGUCUAGCCCAGGUCACCUUCAUCCCUCACUUAAACUAGAUCUUCGACCAGAUGCUAAACUCACUGAUUCACUUGACUAUUCUGAUCCUAGUACAAUACGCAGUGAUAUGGAUACGCCACGUACACAGAUGACAAAUGACAUUGAAACUCCAUCUCUGACAACAAAAGAGCAAGCAAAGAUAAACAUGUCCUCAGUUAUUCUUCUAGAUCAUCUUGAAAAGAUUUGUAUUCACCUUAAAAGAGCGGUGGUUUUAGCACAUCGUGGAGGACGCUGGACAUUACUUCAGAAUGCUAGUCGACUACUUUGGAACGUUGUCCUUGAGUUUCAGUUAAUCACAAAACAAUUUGAAGUCACUGAAGGAUUGUUUCCUAUAACAAGAGAUCUUCUGAACAACGAAAUAUGGAUGCCAAUCUAUUUUGCAGCAGACAUGAUUCUCGACAUGUUAGUCGCCCUACAAAAUAAUGGAUCCAUGCAGAUUAUCGAUGAGGAUAAAAAGUUUAGUGUCCCGAGCUGCAUGGGUAGCAUUGCUGAUGAGGAAGGUGGAUCUAAUCUGACUUUUGAAUACCCCUUUGAUGAUGUCACUGUAAUUGACAUUCGCUGGAUAAGGGAUCUGGUUCUUAAAGCCAUAGAAGUUUUAAACAAUAUGAAAAGAUGGGAAGCCUUGGUACAUAUAGCAGUUCAGUUCAAUUUACUCUCUCAUGAGAGAUUUACUGAGCAAGUAACUCCAUUAUUGGUGAAUGCACAGAGGAUGCUGGCUGGCAAAAUAAUUAAUACAGAAGGUUCUGAGACUUACUUCAAUGGAGCUACAGAGGAAAGUGAUGGAAAGAUGCAAUGCAGGAAUUACCUCGGUAAACCCCUUUAUGUUGGCCCAAUCAGUAGUAAAGGGAGGAAUCCUGGAGCCAAAAUUGAUCACAGACAACAUAUUGGUCAUUCAGAUGGUAAGCAACUUGAAGCACAUACAUGUGUUCCAGUGGAUGUGAUGGAUACCUUUGCUUGCUUCCGCGACAGUCUACAGAAAUCUAAAUACUCAAGCAGAGCACUUAAACACAGCAGAAAACUACUCACUUUAUUCCUCGCAUAUAGCCAAGGAUUAAAUGCAGAAGAAAAGCCGAGGAGUCCAUACACAUCCUAUGGGAAAGUGGGCUUUUCUGCUGGUGCAUUGCAAGCUCAUCGCCCUGUCCCUCCUGAUCUCUCCGAAGAAGAGUUUCUCUCUCUGCAUUCUAUUGCAAGCAAGCCUAUCCCUCCCUCACACCUCUCAGUUGUUAUUGCUUCAUAUGACAAGACUAUCGAAAUUCUUCAUUCAGACAGACAACAAAGCCUUAAAGCCCAAGCUCUUCAUGAGCUUGGCAAUCUUCAUCUGUAUACUGGAAAUAAAAGAGCUGCUUUCAAAUGCUGGUGUCAGGCCCUUGAUGAAACGCUCAACAUGUCUGAUACUCUUAAUUCAUGGCAAGAGCUUGAUAGCUCCCCAGACAGCAUAAGCAAUGGAAGAUCUAAAGAUUACUGUGAGAAAUUUGUCUCCCGGGCGGGAAUUUGGGGUUGUUUGCUGGCUGCCGUCAUCACUGCUAAAAUGUCUCGUUACAUCUUGACAUCAGAUAUAAGAAAGAAAAGUGAAUGCUGCCUGCUCUCAGCUUUACUUUUCAAGUCCCUGUUUUAUGUGUCCUUGCCACAUCCAGAUGAAGACCGUGAUUAUGCAUUAUAUGAAAUUGGAGAAGGAUGUGAAGUACCGGAACUAAUUCCAGGGAUUGACCUGUUUUCUGACCAGCACCGAGCAGAUGCUAGAACUGUUGUUUCCAGUCUAGGAUUUCUUAUUUCAGAAUUACAUUCUGUUGCUCAAAAUCUCAUGGUUUUGCCGUUAUUUACCUUAUAUCAGUAUUUUGCUGGUAUGAUUUGUCAUGACACUGUCAGAUGUGUGGAAGCUAGGAUCUUAAAGGUUAAAGUCCUCACAGAUCUCUACUUGUUUACUGAAGCUUUCCAUGAACUUUUUCUCCUCAAUAUUGGAAUACGAAUCCCGAUAAAAGCACUCCAAGGAUUCACACCUGCUAAAUCACCUCUUAUAAACCAUGGAAAUGUGAAUUUCUCAUCCUCAAAUACCCUUCUCUGCAUUGAAAACAUACAGGCUGUAGAAGAGAUCCUCAACAGAAAGCCUAAUGCAUGUCUACUUUCCUUGUGUGAGAAAACAACCAUAGACAAGCUGGUACUGGCUAAAACACAUUUCAUCCUAAAACUGUCUUCAACAAUUAAUGCCAUCCCUGAAGUAGUGAAGAAGCCUAGUAAUUGUGCGACCGGGAGCAGCACAGAGCCUCAAAGUGAAACCCAGGAGACUGGCUCAUUAGCGGAUAUCAUUGAUCCUAACGAUAAGGCUGAUACCCCAGUGGAACUAGCUUCUGAACCAGACCUCUCACUACCAAAGCUAAAGGACAUUUUGUUGAGUGAGGCUGAAGGAAGAGUAACAGCCAUUCUAAAGGAUUUAGAAAAAAAAUAUAACUCCCAGCUCUUAGAGUGUUCUGCCGUGGACCUGGAAGUGGCAGUUGAGGCAAAACUGCAGCUCUGUACGAUUGCACAGCAGAGGCACUACACUGCAGUAAGUGUGGCCAUGGCGUUUUCUGCACUGAUGUUACUUCAGGAAGCAAAAAUAUACAGAGUGAAAAUUCAGUCUGAUAUCAGAAAUGUAUCUCCAUCAUGUGACCCAUACUCAACAAGAAAUGAACAGAUCAGUGGUCACACUGGUAGAACAGUGGUUUCAAUCGAUUCUGAAGCCAGAGAGCGGCUGAACAUGCAGACAUGGCUCAGAUGUCGUUUUGCCCUUGUUACCAGUCUCAUACGUCAGAUGCCUAGUAUAGCAACACAUGAUUGGAACAUGCGUGACAGCUCAGCUCUAAUAACUGAGGGUAUUGUAGAGGCUGAAACACUGAAUGAUUUUGAAACCCAGGCUCAUUUCUUGCUGCAAGCUGCUUUUCUUGAUAUUCAAGAUGGCCAUCCCAGGAAAGGAGUUCAGCACAUGCUGGAGAAUAUAAUCCAUUUGCUACAAGGAAAGUGUUUCAUUUCUCCCAUGGCAUGCUUAACACUUGCUCAGAGCUUGAUUCUUUCAGCUGACUUAAUGGAAAAUAAUGAGGAUCAGCUUUUGUUUUGGACAAAGCAAUUAAAUAUUUUUACUUUGGCUCGUAAAAUUAUCGUCAAACAACUCACAUGUCUUGGGGAAAUCAAGGAGCAAAAUGUAACACAACCUUUGCUUUCAUCUUUGCUACCUCCUUUCAAGAACAUGUAUUUACCACAAAUCAGUUUACUGGCUAAAGUCAAAAUGAGAAUUGGUCAUGUAUUGACUCUCCAAGUCAAUUCUACUGCUGAAACAUCCCGCAAUCCAUCUCAAUUGCUGCCAAGUCUUUCUCUAUAUAAUACAGCCUUAGAGCUCUGCAGAAACUCUACAUUUCGGGAAUAUGACUUGGAAGCUGAAUUGCUUUACCUAAAAGGUAAGGCAGAACGCCUGAUGUUUAUCUUAGGAGAUCAUGACAAAUCCUCGGCUGUCAAAUCUUUCUCAGAAGCUAUCAAUGUGAGCUGUAAUAAUGAUCAAAACUUUAGCUUAAUAAGGAAAUCAUAUCUGGAGAUAGCACUGGUGUACCUUCACAUGUGCUGCUUGGAUACAAACAAAAUAAAUAAUAUAAGUUUACAAACCCUGAAAGCCCCAGAAACUACAACAUCAAAAAAACAGAUGGAUAAAGUGAUGCAAAAUGACAAUGAAGAGAAAACAGUGAGCCCAUCGGAGUGCUACAGACUGCUGGCAUGGAUUGCCAUUAGAGCAGCCACACAGGUGGGUGAAGCCAUGUUGGCAUACAAGCAGUUAUUAGGCAGUGUUACUGCGCAGACUAUAAGACCGACCUUUCAUGAGCACAUUCCAACGUUUGCUUGUGUGGAUCUUUUAGGGACUUACCAGAAGUAUUUGCCAGUUGAUGGCCUGAAAUGUGCUGACAAAGAGGAAGGGACUAUUAGAAGUCCUGUAGAGGGAACGCAAGAUCAGAACAACAGCCUUCCCAUAGAGAUGUUGUCUUGGGUUCAUGUCAUUCGCUACCAUAAUCACUUAAUGAGACUGAAGAAUAUGCUCACACUGGCAGAUUUUUCUGAAGAAGAUGCUGGCAAAGUUUCUGCCAGUAACACAUUGUACACAUCUGUCUUUGAUAAUGGGAUUACAGUGCGCUAUAUAGCGAUGCACCUGUUCCUGAAGAAGUAUCUUUAUUCUUAUUCCAUAUGCUGUGUGAAUGACUUUCCUCCAGAACUUCUCAUGGGACUGCAACAUGAAUCAAAAGGAUUUUACAUUGAACCUAAGACUAAUUCUGAAAGUGAAGAAACAUCUCAGGAUACACCAUUGUCUGUAAAAACAUCUAGCGUGUUAUCAGAUUCCAGAUUAGAAGCCUUCCAUGCACAUAUGGCAACACAUGCUGUAGAUAAGGAACUGUGUCUGCAGUGGUACUUUCCAACCUUGGAAAAAAGGAAAAACAUGGUUUUGCUAAUGUAUGCCUACAAUAAGCAGAAUAUAACUGUUAAAGACCUUAGAAAACUUAAACCAACUGGAGUCUUGUGUGGUUGUUCUUGGAUUUCUUUGCCACAUGUUCUGUCCUUACAUGAGAUGCUCUGUGUCCUGAGACAGAAGGCAGAACUCUCUCUCCAGCCUGUGAUUGAUGCGUCAAUCCCAGAAAUUGGUGAAAAGCAGAAGAAGUCUGCUCAGACAUCAAGAAAUAAAUCUGACCUCAAACCAGUCAGCAUCACUGAAGACCUACAGUUAAUGAUCCUGCAGUGCUGUUCUGAAGCUCAAGCUCUGCUGUCUUCUGCUCCAAAUCCACAACCAGUUACUCAGGCUCCAUUUGACAUCACUGUGCCAUCAUUAAUCAGGCUGGAGAGAGUCUUUGACCUGACUCACGGCUGUAUGUUAAUGAAGGGAAGCCUGCUAGAUUGGACAGCAUCACAGUUUACCUGAGCUAUCAAUUUAUACUUACAUUUUAUCACUUUCAAAUACAUUUAUGUUAGAUAAAUUGCAUAUAUUUACUAAUUUUGAUUCACAGUCUUUUUUUAUUAGCAAGUUUUUACAAUACAGGUUGAGUAUCCCAUAUCCAAAUAUUCCGAAAUACGGAAUAUUCCGAAAUACGGACUUUUUUUGAGUGAGACUGAGAUAGUGAAACCUUUGUUUUUUGAUGGCUCAAUGUACACAAACUUUGUUUAAUACACAAAGUUAUUAAAAAUAUUGUAUUAACUGACCUUUAGGCUGUGUGUAUAAGGUGUAUAUGAAACAUAAAUGAAUUGUGUGAAUGUACACACACUUUGUUUAAUGCACAAAGUUAGUAAAAAUAUUGUCUAAAAUGACCUUCAGGUUGUGUGUAUAAGGUGUAUAUGAAACAUAAAUGCAUUAUGUGCUUAUAUUUAGGUCCCAUCACCAUGAUAUCUCAUUAUGGUAUGCAAUUAUUCCAAAAUACGGGAAAAUCCCAUAUCCAAAAUACCUCUGGUCCCAAGCAUUUUGGAUAAGGGAUACUCAACCUGUAUUUAAUUGCAUUUCACACGUGAGAAUGUCUCAUGAAAUCCAUCUCUCUACUUCUUUGUCAUUUCUAAGCCAAGAAAAUAAACUGCUAUGAAAACAAA
This is a messenger RNA of Pseudophryne corroboree (corroboree frog), 10230 nucleotides long. It is a transcript of the gene CFAP54, whose product is annotated as cilia and flagella associated protein 54. The record is from RefSeq and is a predicted model, not a curated record. The transcript has 69 exons. Lineage: Eukaryota; Metazoa; Chordata; Amphibia; Anura; Myobatrachidae. Bases 101 to 9574 code for a protein of 3157 amino acids. Gene Ontology annotation, biological process: cilium assembly.